AGCGGGUGUUGAUUCGAGUGGAGAGCAGCUGGUAGGGCCCAUCGCGCAGUUGGCUUGGCUUGGCCGCUGCUGCCCGUGCGCGCACCGGCCGCCCCACCUCCAUCUUCCCAUGGUGGUGGUGUCAUCCCCCUUCCUCUUCCUCCCCUCGUGCAAGUGCAACCACCCACCCGCUCUCCCACCGCCCUCCUCGCCUAUCCCUGCCGCCACUGCGGCCGUCGAUGAGCCCCAUGCCCACCGCGCCGUACACCUCCGCGACCUCGCUGCUGCUGGGCAGCCGCAGGCUCCCGCGGUUCCAGUUCCAGUCCCUCCGCACCCCCACCAAGCCCCCCUUCCGCCGCCCGGCCUCCUCUUCGUCCACACCUCUCCCUCGAUGCCGCGCCAGCGCGACCCCCCGCCCUCUGGCCCCCGUCUGCGCUUCCGCCCUCGCGCUGCCCGUGUCGGUGGCGGCCGCUCCCCCACCGCAGGUGGACGGUGGCUGGGUGGGAGGGACGGCAGCAGCCGUGAGGAGAGUAGCUGUGGCGGUUGCGUGCGGGGCUCUCGCGGCGGCGUGGUGCCGCCGGGCGAUGGCUGUGGGGGCUGCCGCGGCGGCGGGAGCCGGGGCCGGGGCGCCGGGGACGGUGGAGGCUGCUGCAGGGAUUGGAUGGAUGGCGCUGCGCGGGGGCUGGCCCAGGGUGCUACAGAUUCUGCAGCUGCUCAGGGAGCACGGCUUGAUUCUGGCCGCGCUGCUUAGCCUCUCUGCGUUCUUCUCCAUGGCAGAAACUUCUAUCACGACGCUUUGGCCUUGGAAGGUUCGUGAACUAGCUGAGAAGGAACCUGAGAAUGGUGUUUUCAAAAUGCUCCGAAGUGACGUCACCCGUUUCUUGACCACCAUUCUCAUUGGCACAACAGUGGUCAACAUUGGUGCAACAGCAAUUGUUACUGAGGCAGCAACAGCAAUGUUCGGUGAAGCAGGCGUUAGUGCAGCAACAGGUGUCAUGACAGUUGCCAUCUUACUUCUUACAGAAAUCACUCCCAAAAGUGUUGCAGUCCAUAAUGCCACCGAGGUCGCUAGGUUUGUGGUAAGACCGGUCGCAUGGCUUUCACUGAUCCUCUAUCCAGUUGGGCGGAUUGUUACUUUUCUGUCAAUGGGGAUGCUAAAGAUUCUAGGCCUGAAAGGGAGAAGUGAACCAUAUGUUACUGAAGAUGAACUGAAGUUAAUGUUACGAGGAGCAGAGUUGAGUGGUGCAAUUGCAGAAGAUGAACAGGAUAUGAUCGAGAAUGUCCUGGAAAUUAAAGAUACACAUGUGAGGGAAGUAAUGACGCCUUUGGUGGACGUAGUAGCAAUUGAUGCUAUCGCAACACUUAUUGAUUUCAAAAACUUGUGGGAAACUCAUCAGUACUCUAGAGUUCCUGUAUUUGAGGAGCGCAUAGAUAAUAUUGUUGGAAUUGCUUAUGCAAUGGACAUGCUUGAAUAUGUUGAAGAGGUUGAGAAAUUGAAUGCAAUCACUGUGAAGGAAAUCGCACAUAUGCCUACAUACUUUGUUCCAGAUUCAAUGUCUGUUUGGAACCUAUUAAGAGAGUUCCGGAUCAGGCAGGUUCAUAUGGCAGUGGUCCUCAAUGAAUAUGGUGGAACUAUUGGUAUUGUAACACUAGAAGACGUAGUGGAAGAAAUAGUUGGUGAAAUCUUCGAUGAGAAUGAUUCCAAGGAGGAAAUCCAGAAGAAAACAGGCUAUAUAGUAAGGCGGGGGGAUGGAACAUUUGAUGUUGAUGCAAACACAUCGAUAGAUCACCUAUCUGAAGAGCUUGGUAUCAAAAUACCAGAGGGACAUCAGUAUGAGACGGUGUCUGGUUUUGUCUGUGCAUCUUUUGGCUAUAUUCCAGAAGAAGGUGGGAAAAUGCUUGUGAUUCUUGAAAAGAAUUUCAGAGAAGAAAACGGUGAAUAUCAGGAGGAAGGUCCUGAUCGCCAAGAUGAUAGAGAAAAAACUCAAGCUUAUGAACUCGAGAUAGUGGAAGCUAAUGCAAGGAAGGUGGGCAAAGUUCUAUUCAAGCCAAUAAGCAGUGAAUGUGUUGAUGUCGACAACAAGGGUGUGAACCGCCUCAUUUCCAAGAAGAUCAUCAAGCGGAAGAAGAAAGGCUCUGAUGAUUCCUCCAAUGAUGACGAGUGUCCAGACGUAACAGAGAAUGGUUGCCCUGCAGAGUUACUCUCAUACUCGGAUGAUAACAGUGCCUUGUUGGAAGAUGCAAGCAGUUCUAGUGCCAAAAGAUGACAAGAAAGGAACUGCAAGACCAUCGUACUACUGGUAAUAAUUACAGCACACCGUCACCCCUCCUAAUACCCCUUGUUACAACAGAAGAAGAGAACAUAGUAGUAGGCUACCAAAAAAAAAACUGCGAGAGCAACACCAAGUGGUUAACAGAAGUUUAUAGGGCAUUGGAACAUUUUUUUAGUAGCAGUAGCAGUCUAGAGGUGCAGCGAGGUGUCGACGUCGACUUCACCAGAGACAUGUUUGUAGUUGUAAGUCUUACUGGGCCACAGCUCCACCGUGAUGGGGUCGUUAUCGCCGUGGAGCUGGAAGCUUUUGCAUUCACAGGCCGGGAAUAAGGAGGCGGCAGCGGUGUCCCGCAGUGGCCUGCACGGGUAGAGCAGCUCCGGAUGGAAGAACCACUUCACGGGCAUCUCCCUCGGGGAGGUGGUGGCCACAGGGCGCGGGGCGAGCACGUGGAGUAGCCUCUCCUCCCGCUUCUCCCUGAUCCUCUCCAGCUCCCUGAACCUCUGCUGCAGCAGGGCGAUGGAGGAGAACAUCAUCUGGCCCUCGCUGCUCUGUACCCCCAUGAUGAACAAAAACUCCUCGUUUUCAGUUGAUGUGUGUGUGUGUGUGUAUCUCAGCCAGCGUCUGUCUACUUCGCUCGCUCGCUGUGUGGGGUUUUGCUGCUUGAGGUGGUGGUGGUCUUGGGCAUGCGCCUACUUAUAAGCUGCAAAGUUUUGUCACGGCGCAGGGCGUCGUCUUGUGGUCGUCUUGCAAGUUGCGCCAAUUCUUCCA
This is a messenger RNA of Zea mays, 3020 nucleotides long. Its product is annotated as DUF21 domain-containing protein At1g55930, chloroplastic. Gene Ontology annotation, molecular function: flavin adenine dinucleotide binding. The record is from RefSeq and is a predicted model, not a curated record. Lineage: Eukaryota; Viridiplantae; Streptophyta; Magnoliopsida; Poales; Poaceae. The coding region runs from base 219 to 2246 and encodes 675 amino acids. The transcript is spliced from 14 exons.